AUGUCUAACAACCAGGACAAAGAAGGAGCCAUCAAGGUCGAUGAUGUUGAAUCUCGCCUAUGGCUUCAGACCAAGACUCAAAGUGGGCAAAACUGGGAUCAAGUCCUCGGUGUGUCUCAAAGAGUGAUCAACAAGAACUUUGAGAGGCUUUUUGAAAUCUACCCCGAGAUGGCAGACAUGUACAACGCCAAUGACGCGGGCAUGAUUGAUGCAAGGCUACUGGCUCCUAAAAUCAUCAUCCCGGGUGGGAAUACAUCGGCCAACAAAUCUCUGGUCUAUUUUCAGCUAAGGUUUGAAAGCGGCUCCAUGAGCAGCUCAAGCGGCAAGACUCUCAUCGAAGACCUCUCCAACUGGGUUAUCACGUGUGAGGUGAAGGUAGACAGCGUGAAAGCGGUCAUUACCUCAGACAUGUCCGACGCAGCCAAGGAAAAAGUCAGAAAGGAAAAUGCCUGGAUCGACAAGUUCGACGUUGCUGGGGACUAUUCUGCUGAGAGAUUGUAUGCGAAGCUAUCAAGCAUCAAUUGGACUCAGCCUCAGUCCGACUACACAAUCUGUGGCCAUGACAAGGAUGGCAAGCCUAUCAGUUACAGAAACUGGCAAGCUGAGGACCCGAAUCGCGCCAUGUACCUCAACUUAUGGCUCAUGGACUGGUCGACAAAGCAAGAUGCAGAAGGAAGGAACAACAUCGGCUUGUCUGUCCAAGUCCCUCCAGUCCGCAACGUUAAAAACCCUACCUAUGAACCUGUUUUCAUGAUGAAUCAGAGCUAUGUCUACAAGAGUGCGAAGCAAGGUGCUAUCAAUGGAGCCACAGGAGAUUCGGGCCCUGCUCUCUGUAAUGCGUACCUCUAUACCGAAAUGGUCAAGAUUCCUGGUUUGUCAGACGAGAGACGUCCCGACGACAACACCCUGGUUUGGUCCGGAAACUUUUGCACCCUGCCAAAGACAGUCGAGGGAAGCGAUGCCAUUGAUGGCACCUUUGUCUUUGGCAGGAAUGUCUUCUUGGAGACAUUUUUACUUCCCGAACUGAGGGCCAUCAACAAGGCGUUCGAUAUUUAUCAUCGGAAGCCGUAUGGAAUACAACAGAGCGACGGACGGAUUUCCUCCUACGAGCCAUACUCUAUUGGGCGCGAUGAUAACCACCCCGAUCUCCACGACAAGGUGUUUGAUUUCCACAACGUCAACGACACAAGUGACCCCGAUAAACUCAACGGCUACUACUACGAGAAAAUCAACCAGCAGCCAUGGACGGUAACUAGAAACACGAGCAACAAUGGCGGAGACCUCAGGGCCUCUAGUUUGGAUAAGAUGAGAAUUGACGUUACCUGGGAUGUUGGAGGCUCUGUCUUCACCGUGAAAGGCACGGCAUCUAGUCACGAGGCCGAUGAGUGGACACACGACGGCCCUGGUCGCAGCUUUAAUGAUGUGUGGUGUCACGCCUACGCCGACUAUGCCAUUUCAUUCCAGUUUCAAAUGGCCUUCACCACGAGGCCCGGACCAAAUGGCAACGGAGUUCUUGAUGUCAACGUCAUCGGCGGCGCUGACAAUGUUAAAGUCACCAUCAAUCCCAGAUUUGACAACAGCCCAGGCGUUCAGGACAAUCAUAGUGGCCCUUUCAAGGCUCAACUUGAUCACAAUCUCGGCCAAGUGAUUCCAACCAUGAUCAACAAUCUGAAACAAAAGCUCUCGGGAAGUGGACAAUUUGUGUUCCCGGGUAACGGUGUCUUCGAUUUUGUAAAUCCGAUGAUGAGCAGAUAUGGCCACCUGCUGGCACAAGUGAAGUACAAACCUUUGACCAAACAACAACUAUUUAUUCCUCGUGAGCCAAAGCCGACCAAACCGGUCAUUGUCGAUCCACCUACCCAAAUCCCAGUCAAGCACAGUAACGAACACAAGUGGCAGCUAGACUGGACUCUCCCUGUGAAUCCAGUGGCCUCAGCAUUAAAAGCCAACAAGGUUGUCCUCAGAGCAGAGAACAAAGAUCCCGAAUUGGCCUCCCAAUUCAAGCAUAUUGUUAUCAACUGGACAAGCACUACCAAAGGAAUGGCACUCUUUGCAGAGGAUACCUGGGCAUUGGCUCCUGUUCCUAUCUCUGAUUCUUCUGACGGUGCUUCUGGUGCCUCUGGUGGUGCUUCUGGUGGUGCUUCUGGUGGUGCUUCUGGUGGUGCUUCUGGUGGUGCUUCUGGUGGUACUAGUACCUCCUCGAAGAGCGGACUAAUUACCCUUCGACAAAGUCCUACAGGGAAAAGCGCUGCAGUUCUCCGGACCCCAUUCCAUAGCGGCAUCAAGUGGACGAUAAAUAUCGACCCCAGCGAUUCAAAAGAGCCUAUCACUCUAAAGCCAGGAGACUGGAUUGAACUUGAGUUUGAAGGUAUUGUAGGCCCAGCAGGUGCCUAUAGCUUUACUAUCCUAGAGAACUGGGCCGAGGAGAACACAUCGUACUACAGAAACACUUUAAGGUCACGACCCUCGACCACCGCCGAUCGCCACAUCAUCCAGAGACCGCAUCUUGUUCCAGGUAGUCGGUCUGGCUUCUCUCCAAGCUUCGAGUACUGUAUUGGGCUUGAUCUCCUAUAUGAGCUAUCAAUGAUGAUUCUCGCCGCACCUAUGGUAUCUGCCCUGGAGCAUGCCAUUUGCGCUCGGCACUAUCACGACAGCAUUUCGACAUCCGAACUCUGCAAAGCUUCUUCAAUGCAGAGGGAUUUGCCCGAGAUCCGAUGCCGGACAGCGUCUUUGAGACAUUGUUUUGUACUUGCCAUCAUUGUUACGCUGCCCAUUGGGUGUGUGUUCAUGGUUGUUGUGACGGGCAUCUUGACGAGCCUGAUUUGGACUCUCAACGUUUUCGCUUAUGCUUUACCGCCCAUUAUGCUGGUGCGGGAUUCUUCUGUCUUCCUCCUUGUGGGAGAAAGGACUCGAGGUCUCUACUACUUCUACUCGUAUUUCAUCUUUAGCGAGUUGACGAAUGCUCUCAUUAGAGAAGCUGCUUUUGUCAACUUGGUCUUAUUCCUUUUCAUUAUGCCUGCUUUGUUGCGCAUUGUUAAAAAAUACCUGAAGCCGACGCCCCAGGUCCUGAAUCUUGGAAUUGUGAGGACUAGCCUGUCACUUCUCUUCCUGGACUCACUAUUGCUUGGCUUUGCCACAAACUCUGCCUUUCUGAUUGCGGCAACGAUGAUCUACGGUCUCGGAUUUGGUGCCCGCUCGACACUGUUGUCACUCGUCACCUCAUGGAUUGACCCUCAACGCGCCGGCACCCUUUUCAGCGCCGUGUUUUACGUGGAGCAGAUUGGUUUGGGCCAUGUUGAGUCCACUUACAAAGCGUCUACUGGUGAAUGGAGUGACCCCAUAUUCACCAGCGAUCCGUACUUACGAGUUCACGGGUUAGCACCCGGACUACAGUAUGGACAACAAUGCUAUGAAGGGCUUAAAGCAUUUCGAACUGCGACUGGCAGGGUCUCCAUCUUCCGCCCUGGUCAACACGCCAAAAGAAUGUCACACUCAACCUCCGUUGUCAGCAUUCCUGAUAUACCCGAGUGUCUUUUCUUAUCGUGUGUUGAACUAGCUGUUACUUCCAACUCUUCGUAUAUCCCUCCAAAUACCUCGAGAGCUAUGCUAUACAUCCGGCCAUUCGCGUUUGGGUCGUCUGAGAUGAUAGGGCUGAUGCCUCCCUCAGAAUUCACAUUCUGCGUCUUCGUCAAGCCUGUAUCGGCAUAUCAUGGCACCAUGGCCCAGGAUGCCUUGGUUCUUCUGAACUUCGACCGAGCCGCGCCACGAGGCCAGGGACACGCAAAGAUCGGUGGCAAUUAUGCUCCCGUUAUUAAAUGGAGCGAGAAGGCAAAGGCACAUGGGUUCGGCAUGACGCUGCAUCUGGAUAGCAAAACCCGAACAGAAAUCGAUGAGUUUUCGACCAGUGGCUUUCUCGGCAUCAAGGUGUCUAACGAUGGGAGCGUAAAGGUCGUGGCACCUGACAGCCCUUGCAUCAUUAGAAGCAUAACCAGCGAUUGCUGUUUGCAACUUGCCAAGUACUACGGUUGGACUAUCGAGAAGAGACCAAUCAAAUACACCGAGCUCUCGGAAUUCUCCGAGGUAAUUGCCGUUGGCACUGCAGCUUCGGUGGUCUCCAUUCGAUCCAUCACCAACGAAGAAACCCAAGAAAGGUUCCGGUACCUAGAUCCAGCCAGCAAUCAGGGGCCCUUUGCUCGGGUGUUGUCGGUCGCCUUGGACGAUAUCAUGCGUUGCAAGGCUGCCGAUCUGUUUGGAUGGUGUCACCAAGUGGGAGAGCCUGCUUUGGAGCAGCCAGUUGAGGUCGAUAUUCACCAUAAAGUGGGGGAUACGAGCAAUUACUUCAGAACUGAUGGGAAAAAGGCCGUUUUCACUGAUAUUUUGAUGCUCUCUGGUCCAGGAUCGGGCGCCAGGCAUGCUUGUCACUAA
Molecule: messenger RNA, 4425 nt
Organism: Fusarium tjaetaba
Lineage: Eukaryota; Fungi; Ascomycota; Sordariomycetes; Hypocreales; Nectriaceae
Product: branched-chain amino acid aminotransferase II
Exons: 18
Coding region: 1-4425 (1474 amino acids)
Biological process (GO): branched-chain amino acid metabolic process
Molecular function (GO): branched-chain-amino-acid:2-oxoglutarate transaminase activity
Source: RefSeq, a predicted model, not a curated record